This is a messenger RNA of Talaromyces amestolkiae, 921 nucleotides long. RefSeq lists its product as uncharacterized. The transcript is spliced from 2 exons. The record is from RefSeq and is a predicted model, not a curated record. The coding region runs from base 1 to 921 and encodes 306 amino acids. NCBI's taxonomy places the organism in Eukaryota, Fungi, Ascomycota, Eurotiomycetes, Eurotiales, Trichocomaceae.
AUGAGAAAUCGAAACACCCCUUCGCCCUAUCGACCGGGCGCAUUCCACUUCACGAGAGCCUUCAUCUGGCUCUCCACCCUGAUCGUGACCGGUAUCAUGAUCUAUUUCGUCGUGCAUCUACACUCGGACGGCUUCAAAGUUCCAUACGCAUUUCUCAUCAUCCUAAUAACAUGCCUCCUAACCCUCAUCAACCUGCUCCUCACCACUCUUCUCUACGCCCGCAACAGUCUCCGACCCGUCUUCUCCCUAUCCGCAAACGUAAUCCUCCUCAUCCUCUGGAUCAUCUCCCUCGCCUUUCUGGGGUACAGCAUGCGCGGCACAUUAAUGACGACCUGCAACGUCGAUUCGUGGGGAACAUCCACCGGGGUGAUGGUGUGCAGGGUAUACAAGACGCUUUUCUCGUUCAUUGUUGUUGCGACCGUAUUUACCUUCGUACAUACCAUCAUCGAUGGAGUCGCGAGGAAAGACCAACGAAAUCUGGCUGUGCUGGCGGCGUAUGACUCGAUGAAUAAUAAUGCUAGUUACGGCGGGCAGGAUUACAAGUUACAUGCCCGAGGUGAAAGUGCCGUCCCUCUUGCUGCUGUCCCCGCCGUCCCCGUUCACGACGAGAGCCGUCCAGACCCCAAUGCUACCCGUGCGGAUGUCUACAAUGCGCUUGGGACGGUGCGGCAUGAUGAUACGGCGCAGCAGCAACAAUACCAUCAGCAGUUUCAGCCUCAGGGCGGCCAUGAUGUGGAAUAUUACGAUGGUGUCCCGGAUGUCCCCCCUGCGAAUGGGGUGAGAUGGGCUUCGGCGGCGGCGACGAGACAGACCCCGUACUCGCCGUUACAUACGAGGUUUGAUGAACAGCAGACGGGUUAUGAGGCAUUUAGGCCGCAUCGGACUCCGUAUGAUGAGGGUGGAUAUGGAUACAGGGGAUAA